AUGGAAGACGUCGCAAUGCUGAUCACAACCGAGGCGAAGAAAGCGAGAAGCAGCCGAGGUCGUCAACGGAUCGAAAUCAAGAAACUGGAAGUGGAAAGCAAACGUCAAGUAACUUUCUCCAAACGAAGACAAGGGUUGUUCAAGAAAGCUAAAGAGCUUUCGACGUUGUGCGGGGCCGACGUUGGUGUCCUCACGAUAUCGAAAUCCGGAAGAGUAUACACCACCGAUGAUGUUGACAUAGUCCUCGAUCGACGUCUAGCUGAGUCAUCACCCAGUCACGGCAAUGAUUCGGUGCGAAGGCAGAACGAAGUUGUGGAGCGACGUACUAAUGCGGGGUUUGGGUUGGACGAGUUAAUUGAGAACUUAGCGGUGGAGAAGCUGGUGGAGUAUGUGGCGGCGCUUAAGGAGUUGAGAGAGAAAGCAGCUUUUAGAUUGGAGGAGCUUAGCAUCCAAGAUUCUUCUUAUUUAUGGCCAUUCGUUGCUGAUCGAGAAGUGACUAAGGAUGAAUUUGUAAACAAUUUCAUGGCUGAAGUAAAAGAUUAUAAUUAG
Gossypium raimondii (Peruvian cotton) is the source of this 549-nucleotide messenger RNA. RefSeq names its product agamous-like MADS-box protein AGL62. Bases 1 to 549 code for a protein of 182 amino acids. Gene Ontology annotation, biological process: regulation of transcription by RNA polymerase II. The transcript has a single exon. The record is from RefSeq and is a predicted model, not a curated record. NCBI's taxonomy places the organism in Eukaryota, Viridiplantae, Streptophyta, Magnoliopsida, Malvales, Malvaceae. Gene Ontology annotation, molecular function: protein dimerization activity; RNA polymerase II cis-regulatory region sequence-specific DNA binding; DNA-binding transcription factor activity, RNA polymerase II-specific.